GAAGCGAACAACCACUGAGGCUGUGCGUGUGAUCAGAGGGCCAACAAUGAGGACGAUCAUCGCGCUCACCCUUGUCCUCGCUGUUGCCAGCGCCCAGACAGACCGCCACCUGCUGGCAAGCGCGCCUGCUCCAGCAACAACAAAGGCUACCACUGUGGGCUAUGGCCGCCACCUGCUAGCGUCCGCCCCGGCCCCAGCAACCACCAAGGCGACCACUGUCGGCUACGGCCGCCAUCUGCUAGCCUCUGCACCCGCCCCGUCAACCGAGAAGGCUCAAACCGUCGGCUACGGCCGUCACCUGUUGGCGUCCGCCCCCGCCCCAGCCACCACCAAGGCGACCACUGUGGGCUACGGCCGCCACUUGCUGGCAUCCGCACCGGCCCCUGCCACCACCAAGGCGACCACCGUCGGCUACGGCAGGCAUCUGCUCGCAUCUGCCCCUGCCCCAGCCACCACCAAGACAACCACCGUCGGCUACGGCCGCCACCUGCUUGCCUCAGCCCCGGCCCCUGCUACCACCAAGGCAACCCUCGUCGGCUAUGGCCGCCACCUGCUGGCAUCUGCUCCCGCGCCGUCAACCGAGAAGGCUCAAACUGUUGGCUACGGCAGGCACCUGCUUGCAUCUGCUCCCGCGCCGUCAACCGAGAAGGCUCAAACUGUCGGCUACGGCCGUCACCUAUUGGCAUCCGCCCCCGCCCCGUCAACCGAGAAGGCCCAGACCGUGGGCUAUGGCAGGCAUCUGCUUGCCUCCGCCCCGGCCCCUGCCACCACCAAGGCGACCACAGUUGGCUAUGGCCGCCACCUGCUAGCCACGGCCCCGGCCCCGGGCCCGGCUACUGAGAAGCUCUACACCGCUUACUACGGCCGCCACUUGUUGGCAUCAGCCCCGGCCCCUGCCACCACCAAGGCCACCCUCGUGGGCUAUGGCCGCCACCUGCUAGCCACGGCCCCAGCCCCGGGCCCGGCCACUGAGAAGCUCUACACCGCUUACUACGGCCGCCACUUGUUGGCGUCAGCCCCGGCCCCUGCCACCACCAAGGCCACCCUCGUGGGCUAUGGCCGCCACCUGCUAGCCACGGCCCCAGCCCCGGGCCCGGCUACUGAGAAGCUCUACACCGCUAACUACGGCCGCCACUUGUUGGCGUCAGCCCCGGCCCCUGCCACCACCAAGGCCACCCUCGUGGGCUAUGGCCGCUGAGCGUCAAGCUCGAAGGUCCGCUGCUGUCCGCACUGCAGUUGCGAUCAGGGGUCUAGAGCAAUUGUGCAGGUGCACUGCUCUGUCGUGGCGUGCAGCUUUUGGUUCUCCAAGACAACGAAUGAGGGGAACUCCUGCGCCAGCUGCUGGCCGCAGCAGACCGUUUCGCCGUGGCAGCGGCAUUUGGGCAUGGUCGAUUGUCAAAGGUUCUCUGUACAAGUCAUCCUGUUCAGUAUUUGAGUACCUUUCUGUAUGUUCUUCCUGUGUUCUGCAACAUCCAAGAGGGUUCAGUUUUCCGCCUGGAGAUGGCAGUUUACACCAUGACGAAAAGUAUACUUUUUUUCGCUCUUGUUUGAUCACCCGAGCCUGAAAAUAGGAGCGCUCAGGGAAUCAGCACAUUGCAGAUAAGUGUGGGUGAACGUUCGGAUUGACCGCUUGUAUGCUGCAUCCGGGUGCUGGAAAUCACAAGUCACGUAAGCCCUAAUUAUUGUGAACACAUACGGGGCCAUGCAUGUCAUAGUGCCCAUUGCUCGGCAGAGGCACAACAUUAUGUGCACACUUUGUGUGAGGGAUCUUGAGUCAAAUGAACACAACAUGGGUUUGGGGCUGUGGUGACUGAUUGCUUGUCUUGUCUCCUGAUGCACUGCAUCUUGGAUGGCGCUCUUUUGCAGCCUCAUGUGUGACUGUCUCCUGUAAAAAGCUUUUUUGCCGU
This is a messenger RNA of Coccomyxa subellipsoidea C-169, 1907 nucleotides long. RefSeq lists its product as hypothetical. Lineage: Eukaryota; Viridiplantae; Chlorophyta; Trebouxiophyceae; Coccomyxaceae. The coding region runs from base 47 to 1198 and encodes 383 amino acids. The transcript has 6 exons. The record is from RefSeq and is a predicted model, not a curated record.